UGCGACGGUGCUUAUGAACGCACUGAGCAGACGUGAACGGCACGUCAGGAUGCUACUCUCGGCUGCAUGUAGGCAGGGAAUACGAACUGCUUUGCGAACCUGUAAACAGUGUUUUAGCCUCAGCUCAUCAAGAUAUGGCGAUUGGCUAACGUUCGCCAAGCCUUUCAGCGAAGUUCCCAGAAUUCUUUCUCUGCCAAUCGUGGGAAGUUCCUGGAUAUAUUUUCCCAUUGUUGGUAGAUACAAUAUACGGAAGCAGAAUGAAGCGGCCUGGGACAUGUACCAGCGGUACGGCCCUGUCGUAGGAGAACAACUCCCUGGAAGGCGAGUCCUGGUGCACCUUUUCAACGCUGAUGACAUUAGAACCUUGUACCAAGAGGAGGGACGGAAGCCUUAUCGAAUGGGAGCACUUCCCUUCAAGCUCUACCACAUGGAGAGAAAGGAGUACUUUGCUAACGCUGGCAUUCUCAAUGCACAAAAAGAAGAAUGGCACCUGAUAAGGUCAGCGGUUCAGCCAUGCACCUUUAGACCUCGGACUAUUCAGCUUUACGCUGAAGCGAUGGGACAUAUUGCCGAAGAUGCCGUGGAACUAAUCGCCAGGGACCGCGAUGAAAAUGGAGACGUAUCAGAUUGCUACAAAAUCAUGCAGAGAUGGGCAUUGGAGUCCGUCAUGUUUGUCUCGAUGGACAGGAGACUGGGUCUGCUCGUUAAUCCUUUGCCACCUCAAUCAGACGCAGCUGGCAUAUUGAAUGGAAUUUUUACACUAUUUUCUUGCAUGGAUGAACUCGUGACAAGAUUUCCUUACUACCGCUAUUUUACUACACCCACCAUCAGGAGGUUCCAACAAGCCGGCGAUUACCUAGUCUCGCGCAUGUUCCACAUGCUGAAGGAAGCUGCAGAAGAGGACGAAUCAAAGCACGAUAGCAGUCAGAACUGCACAAUCCUCCGGCACCUCUACAAUCAGCAGAAAAUGGACUUCAAGGAAAUGUUUACUUUCCUCCACGAUUUUGUUGUCGGCGGAACGGAUACUACGUCCGGUGCGGCCACCUACACUUUAUAUCGAUUAGCAAUGAACCUAGAAGCCCAAGAGAAAGCACGGCAAGAAGUUCUCGCUGCCACAAAGGACUGCCCUGGGACGUUCCCUGCACAUAUUCAUGAUCAACUACAUUACGUCAGAGCCUGCAUCAAAGAAGCACUGAGGUUUCACCCCAUCGUACCAGGAGUGAACAGGAAAAUCAACCAUGAUGUCGUAAUGUCAGGUUACCUCAUACCCGCUAAUACGGUAUUACGCACUGAGCCAUUUGUAGCUGGAAGACUCGAGGAGAACUUUACUCGGGCGUCCGAAUUCCUGCCUGAAAGGUGGCUACGGUCGAGCGACGACAACUCGCAGAAGACAAGUGAUGGCUCUUGGCAGCUACACCCAUUCGCCUCUCUCCCGUUCAGCAUUGGACCGAGAAUGUGCAUAGGCAGGAGAGUCGCUGAGAUGGAGAUCACCAUUCUUGUCGCCCAGGUACUCAAGCGUUACCGAGUGGAAAAUCACCAUGGUGACAUCGGAUUUCUUACGCAAUUCACCGCUAAACCCGAAAGACCAGCGAGGUUCCGCUUUGUCGAACUGUAAAACACCGUGUGAAACACCGUCACCUAAGCUUUUUAAUUGAAAAGUUUAGCCUUGAGGGCUUCAGAUUCAUGAGAGUGAUUACAGAAUACACCAAACAAGUAAAUGCACGUGAAACAUACGCAUAGCCAGGGAACAUUAUUAGGGUUUUCAGAUAUAAACUUAAUAUUCCUGCCUAAUACGUGCAUAGAAACUUCUGUUGGGUGCUUUUGAUUUUGCAUUAGAUAAGUACACAUUCUCAGCGGCUGAAACGUUGGAAUCUUUGAACUCUAAAAAACUUUCUGCUGAUAAAACAGAAAGUUAUUGCUUUUGCUGUUGGGGCGUCAUUGCCUACAAUAAGCCAUUUUUUCUGCGUUAAAGAGACACAUAAAGGCAAAUGGCCAUUUAUGUCAGAGUGAAAGUUAAAUGUAUGACAAAGUUCGAAACGAUCAUAUUAUCAACAGCAGUGCCUUACUUGCCAAAAACUUAAGCUAAAUGUAUGAUAUAGGGUAUGCCACGAGUGGAACAUUAUUGAAAUGAUCACGAAGAGAUGAUAGUGUCCGACUACAAUUAAUCGCUAGUAGUCAAACUUGAUACAAUUACACAAAUACUUUUUCGCGCAUCAAGAGGCUUAAUAAACAG
Molecule: messenger RNA, 2233 nt
Organism: Rhipicephalus microplus (southern cattle tick)
Lineage: Eukaryota; Metazoa; Arthropoda; Arachnida; Ixodida; Ixodidae
Product: putative cytochrome P450 49a1
Molecular function (GO): monooxygenase activity; oxidoreductase activity, acting on paired donors, with incorporation or reduction of molecular oxygen; iron ion binding
Source: RefSeq, a predicted model, not a curated record